Molecule: messenger RNA, 1332 nt
Organism: Lactuca sativa (garden lettuce)
Lineage: Eukaryota; Viridiplantae; Streptophyta; Magnoliopsida; Asterales; Asteraceae
Gene: CXIP4
Product: CAX interacting protein 4
Molecular function (GO): zinc ion binding; nucleic acid binding
Source: RefSeq, a predicted model, not a curated record
UAAAAGCCCAUUUCUAUAAAUUUUGUUUUCUGCCACAAAUUAGACGAAACUCGAAAAGACGGAAACUUUCUUGAAUCAUCUUUCCUCUCCCCAAUCCCUCUGAAGAUUUUCCAUCCCCGAUCUUCGACAAAUCUAAGAGAUAUCUGUUUGAGUUGUCAAGAUGCCAGCCACAGCAGGUAGGGUUCGUAUGCCAGCCAACAACCGGGUGCACAGCAGUGCUGCCCUACAAACCCACGGUAUAUGGCAGAGUGCAAUUGGAUAUGACCCUUAUGCCCCUAAUAAAGAAGACAACAAGAAAUCUGCUGCACAACCUCAAUCCUCUAAUGCAGAGCCUGAAGGCGAAAAUGCUUAUGCUUCCUUCCAGGGUUUACUUGCACUUGCCCGGAUCACAGGGUCCAAUGCUGACGAGGCACGUGGGUCCUGCAAAAAAUGUGGUCGUGUUGGACACCUCACAUUUCAAUGUAGAAACUUCUUGAGCAUCAAAGAAGACAAAGAUAAAGAUCCUGAAGCCAUUCAGGCUGCUGUUAUGUCAGGUUUAGAGAAGUUGAAAGGGAAUGGAAAGAGAACUGAGAAUGAUAGUGAUGAUGAAAGUGAUGAAGAGGAGAGUGAGAGUUCGGAUUCUGAUUAUGAUUCAGAGAUUGAGAAAGCUAUUGCUUUGAAAUACGGGAAAAGGGUUGGGAUUAGUAAAUCAAGAAAGAAGAAAGAUGAUGAUGAUGAUUCUGAUGAAGAUGAGUCGGAUUCAAAGGAGAGGAGAAAGAGAGGUAGGUCAAAGAAGAAGAGUGUUAAGAGGAGUAAAAGUGACAGUGAUGAUGAUGUGAGUGGAAAGAAGAGGAAGAAAGAAAAGAGAAGGAGAAAGGAUGAGUUGUCAGAUGAAGAUGAAGAUGAUGAUGAUGAUGAUAGAGAACGUCGAUCUGAAAAGAGGAAGAGCAGGAGAGAGAAGAGGAGAAGGAGAAGCCAUAGACAUUCAGAUGAUGAUUCAGAUAGUUCUGAAGAAGAGUCGAGUAGGAGACAUAAGAGGAAGAGCAAGAAGAAGAGUAAAAGUAAGAGUAAGAGGGCAGCUUUGUCUUCUGAUUCAGAUGGUAGCAGCUUUGAGGAGGAUUCAAGAGUUGGGAGGGACAAGAAAAGGUCAGAGAAGAGGAGGAGUAGAAAGUGAUUUGUUUUUUUUUUUUUUUUAUCAUCAAAUGGAGCCUCUUCUUGUUUGAAAAAGGUAUCACUUGUUAUCUUGUUUGAAGCUAGUAGUGUUGAUUUGAUGUGUUUGAUGAUGAUUAGUCGAUGAUUAUGACAUGUAAACCCUCUUGUUUUUUCAGAAAUUGAAAUUGUGUGCUUGUUGUA